Lemur catta (Ring-tailed lemur) is the source of this 2458-nucleotide messenger RNA. RefSeq names its product testis expressed metallothionein like protein (gene TESMIN). Gene Ontology annotation, cellular component: nucleus. Gene Ontology annotation, biological process: regulation of DNA-templated transcription. NCBI's taxonomy places the organism in Eukaryota, Metazoa, Chordata, Mammalia, Primates, Lemuridae. The transcript has 10 exons. The record is from RefSeq and is a predicted model, not a curated record. Bases 106 to 1626 code for a protein of 506 amino acids.
GUUGCGCUAGCCCGGCUCUUCGCCCCGCCGCGGCAGCCGAGCGGUCCAGGUGCGCGGCCCGGCCGGAUCCCGCAGGCGCUGGGCGCGGGCGAGGCGGCCGUGGCCAUGGAAGAGGCCCCUCUGUUCGGCGGGAUGCCCGACCCCGAGGACGAGAUGGUGACGGGGCUUUUCAGCCCCGACAGUCCGUUCGCGCCGGAAAGCCUGGCGCCGAAGCCGCCGGUGGCGGUGAAGCACGAGGAGGACGAGUUCCACGUCCUGAAGGACGCGUACCUGAGCGCGGCCGAGCCCAGGGAGCCGCUGCUGCGCGCGUUCAGCCCCGCGCUGGGCGCGGACUGCACGAGCGAGGUCAAGGUGGAGCUGCUGGCGGACGCGGACGAGGAGCCGCUCCUGGGGGAGUACCCCGGGCUGCCCGAGCUCAACCCGCUGGACGACGCCGCGCUGCCCGCCGCGCCCGCCUACAACGUCCACUUCCUGUCCUCGCUGCUGCCGCCCCGCGGUCCCGCCGUCGUGCCCCUGGGCGCCUGGGCCAGGGAAGGAGCCGCCCACCCCGGCGUCCGGGUGAUUCCAGUUGAAAUAAAGGAAACAGGUGGUACUAUUACAAGCAACAACCCGGAGGAAGCAACUCUUCAGAAUGCUCUUGCUCAGGAAUCCUGCUGCAAGUUCCCAUCAUCCCAAGAACCAGAGGACGCCUCUGGUUGUUCUUAUAAGAAAGACUUGAACCCAAUGGUGAUAUGUCAGUUGAAAGGGGGUACACAAAUGCUGUGUAUAGACAAUUCUGGCACAAGAGAACUAAAAGCACUUCAUUUGGUUCCUCAGUAUCAAGACCAAAAUAAUUAUCUACAGUCAGAUGUCCCUAAACCAAUGACUACUUUAGUAGGAAGAUUUUUGCCAGUACCAGCAAAAAUAAAUCUCAUAACACAACAACUUGAUAACGGAGCCUUACCCUCGGUAGUCAACGGAUCUGCUUUCCCCCUGGGACCAACUCUUCCAGGACCGCCGAAAAUAACUUUGGCUGGGUACUGUGAUUGCUUUGCCAGUGGGGACUUUUGCAACAACUGCAAUUGUAAUAAUUGUUGCAACAAUUUGCGUCAUGAAAUAGAACGUUUUAAAGCCAUUAAGGCAUGUCUUGAUAGGAACCCAGAAGCUUUCCAGCCAAAGAUUGGGAAAGGAAAACUGGGCGACGUGAAGCCCAGACACAACAAAGGAUGCAACUGCAAGAGGUCGGGCUGCCUUAAGAAUUACUGUGAGUGCUACGAGGCCAAAAUUAUGUGUUCUUCUAUUUGCAAAUGCAUUGGUUGCAAAAAUUAUGAAGAAAGUCCAGAACGAAAAACUCUAAUAAACAUGCCAAACUAUGUGGAGAACGGAGAUCUGGAAGGCAGCCAUCAUUUGUCACCAACUAAAUUUUCAGGACUUCCAAAAUUCAGAAAAGAUAGGCCACCUUCCCCGUGCAUCUCCUGGGAGGUGGUGGAGGCCGCCUGCGCUUGCCUGCUGGCCCGGGGCGAGGAGGCAGAGAGAGAGCAGUGCUCCCAGUGCCUGGCGGAGCAGAUGAUCCUGGAGGAAUUUGGAAGGUGCUUGUCACAGAUUCUCCACAUCGAGUUUAAAUCCAAGGGCUUGAAAACUGAGUAGAGUACAGUGUAGCAACAUGCGAACGCAUGUCCCUUUUUCUCAGCAUUCUGAGGGAAGGCUGAGUUUAGCAAGGUUGUCCUGGCACGAGGCCAGGUCCGCAGCAACGACUGCGUGGUUAAAGCCAGGCUCCCUCUGCAUCGUGGGCCUGCUGAGUUUACACGGAGCUCUCUGAAGGAUGUGAUGACAGAAACUCCCUUUUUUUGAGGAAAACUCUGACGUGAGCAUUAUUUGGCUGGCCGGGAGGAGCGAGCUUGGGUUCCUGUAGUCUGGAGAGAGUGUCUGGGUGCGCGUGAGUGAUGGAAUCGAAGCGGGCCCUGGGGAGAGUUCACGCCUGUUGACUCAUCCCCUCCGGGGACUUCUCCUCUCGAGGCUGCCUGCACAAAAACUCUAGUGGUUUCUUGUUUGUUUGUUUGUUUUUCAAAUUAUUUAGAAAUAAGUUCUUCGGAUGGUCUUUUAUGAUGUAAUUUAGAAUCCCUAGAGAACUACUGAAUAUCCGAAGGAUUUCUGUAGUGUAGACGUUCCCCCGAGUUGCACGUUCAGCCCUUUCUGAGGCCGCGCAAAACACCGGCAGUGGCCACGCUGGCCAGGCUGGCAGCAGGAGUGUCCUGAGUCACGGGACUUAAAGUUACCUAGUUUGUCAUGUGCUUCUAUUUGAAUUGUGGAAAUCAUAUUAUCCAAUUGACGGCUCCAUAAUUAUUGUUAUAAUAUUAAUAUUGUUUGUAAAAUAUUGUUAAAAUAACUAGCUUGCAGAAACCAGCAGGUAAGAUUGUUAAGUUGACUCUUUUGGUUCUAUUGUAAAACAAAGAUGAAUAAAAAUUUCCGACGCCUUCAA